Molecule: messenger RNA, 1629 nt
Organism: Trichosporon asahii var. asahii CBS 2479
Lineage: Eukaryota; Fungi; Basidiomycota; Tremellomycetes; Trichosporonales; Trichosporonaceae
Product: transporter
Exons: 1
Coding region: 1-1629 (542 amino acids)
Biological process (GO): transmembrane transport
Cellular component (GO): fungal-type vacuole membrane
Molecular function (GO): transmembrane transporter activity
Source: RefSeq, a predicted model, not a curated record
AUGGACCACGAUGAAGCCGCCGCGUCCACCGCCUCCAGUUACGAGCUCUCCCGUGUCUCAACCGCCGCACGCCGCCCGAGUCGUACUGCUCAAGAACGCCCUCAGCUAGCCCCGUUUAGCUCUGCCUUUGGCGGUUUCACCCCUCUCGACACUCCUCCGAUUACCCCACCAGAGAGCAACAAUGAGAAGAUUGAGUCGAUUCCACCAGCUCCGGUCGACUAUUUGUCGUACAAGGAGGUCGUUCCUGGACCCAGUGUACCGCCGACGCCUGGAGAGACCGAGUUCUACCCAACCGACUUGGAGAGCGGAUCCAGUACGCCUCCGUCGCCCACUGCGCACAACUCAACGGCGGACCUCACCAUCGCCGAGCUCGCCAAUGAGGCUGCCCCUUUGCCACCGGUCGAUCGUGGCCGAGCCGCGAUCAUGUACCUGGUCGCCGUAACUCUGAUCGAGGCGACUGUUUGGGGUCUACCCUUCUCCGUCGGCGUGCUGCACGAGUAUUGGCUGUCGGAGCUGUUUCCGGACCCCUCCGCCGCCGGCGUCCUGACCCUCGCGUCCACGCUUCCGACCGGUCUGCUCUACUUCUGCGGCGUCUUCAUGGGCCCGCUCUUCACCGCGUUCCCCUGGUUUGAGCGAGAGCUCCAGUUUGCUGGUCUGUUCAUCUCGACAGCCGGCCUGCUCGCAAGUGCUUUCGUGACACAGCCGUGGCAGCUCAUUCUCACGUUCGGCAUCAUGUUCCCCAUGAGUGGCAGCGUGUACCUCCCCUGCGCCACGAACCUGUUCGAGUGGUGGAAGGCGCGCCGUGGCAUGGCGACGGGCAUUAUGUACGCCGGUACCGGGCUCGGCGGCUGCGUGUUCCCGAUCGUGGUAACAGCGCUCCUGAAGGCCUUUGGGUACCGCACGACCAUGGUCUCGCUGGCUAUCGCGUACCUCAUUAUCAUCGCGACGUGCCUGUGCUUCACGAAGCGCCGCGUACCUCUGCCGACCUACGUCACCGGUGGCCGCCGCAAGCGCACCCGUCCCCCUGUCGACUGGUCUUUCCUCCGCCGCCGGGCGACCUGGGUCGGCUUCGCGUUCAUGAUGGUGCACUCGCUUGCAAACUUCAUUCCCCUGCUCUGGAUCACAUCUUUCGCGACGCUUGUAGGCGCGAAGAGCCCUGACGGCCCGUCGCUCGUAGCCAUCGUGAACGGCGUCACCGCGUUCGGCAAUUGUCUCUCGGGGUGGGUGUCAGACCGCGUUCCUUGCCGAAUCGCUGUCACUGUUUCCUGCCUCAUUGCCGCCGUCAGCACGGCCACACUCUGGGGAUUCGGUGACAAUGAGAAGUUCCUCCUCGCAUUCGCAGUGAUGUGGGGUCUAACCGCCGCAAGCCUGGCGGGCAUGUGGGGCGCGAUGAUCACCACAAUCGCGCAGAACGACCCGUCCACGACCGUCGUCGCCUUCUCAGCGUUCAUGACACUCAAAGGCAUUGCGAGCUUCACGUCCGGUCCCAUCUCGACCGCCCUCCUCAACUAUGGCCCUAUGGCCGGCGCUCCCGGCGCGUACGGCAGCACAAACUACGGAGUGCUCAUCAUCUUCACCACCAUUAUGACUGGUGCUGGAGGUUUGAUCACCAUCGCCUUCCCUGGAUAG